This is a messenger RNA of Drosophila serrata, 1177 nucleotides long. RefSeq lists its product as uncharacterized. The record is from RefSeq and is a predicted model, not a curated record. NCBI's taxonomy places the organism in Eukaryota, Metazoa, Arthropoda, Insecta, Diptera, Drosophilidae.
AAAACGAAAAAUUAUGAGUAUCCUUGGAACCUGAGCAGGCUUGGAGUGUGGUGUUACAUCCAUAGCUUAGUUUCCAGUUAAAUUCGAUUACCGGACAGUUACGUAUAUCAACCGAAAUGGAUAAAUUGGUCACCAUGAUGAUGGACAAACGUGAAUCUCGCUUUACGGUCACCGACAGCAUGACCAAGUUGGCUUUGACCCGACUGGACACGAUUUGUAACUCAGAGGACAAGGAGAAGACCAUUAUCAAGAUCCUUCUGGCAAUGGAGGAAAAGUUUCGUAUCUAUUUUGAGGCUAAUCAAAAGGAACUGGAGCUGCAAAGGAUCGCUGCCCAGACUUUGUGGCACUUGGUGCAGCGCUACCAAAUCGCCGUGCAAGUGGACACCAGUUGCAUGUGCCCGAAGAUUUACGAAAUCGAGACUGAGGAUGCCAUCAUCAACAAAUAUCAUAUGCAUUAUCAGGUAAUUGUGGGCUCCAACAAGAGUCAGCAUAUUGGCAUCCAUGCUUUGAGGCCCUUUGUCCUGGCCUUUCGCCGCGAAUGCGCCACACUGGACUUGGAAGAAGAGACGCCUUUUAUUCUAGGCGAUGCUUUUCACAAGCCAAUUACUUUCUUCAUUGAUUUGGUGGACGAGAUCUUUAACUACUUCUACAGUGGUCAUUUGCAGCUGGAGUGUGCCGCCCGUAUGCUAGAUCCCGCUGACCUCAAAAGCCUGGAGUACUAUCAGAGUCUGCUGGCCCCCAAUGAGGACUUUGACGAGUACUUUCUGUACAACAUAAGUUUCUGCAAGUGCCUGAGGGCACCGCCCAAGUGCGUAUCCGUAGUCCGGGAAAGUUUCAAGAAGGAGAAGAAGGACAUCCUGGAGGCCUAUGUGACGAAGGCCAAGCAGGCGCGUUGUGCCCGGCGCAUUGCCAAGAUGUCAAAGCCAAAGGCCGAGGUUGUAGUCCCGAAGCGUAGGAUCUCGCUUUUCAAUAGUCCUUCCAGUCAGAAGAACUCGUUGAGCCUCAGGGAAUCCCUCAACUCUCUAUAUCAGCGCCAGCGAAGCCUUAAAUUUCUGUUGGGCAACGUUUUGAGCGUUCAUCAUAUUAAUUAAUCCGAUCCAAUCGAAAUUCCUGUUUAAUUCAAUUAAAUACACAAAGCGAGUCAGCUGAUGGCCCUUGAGCUCUCGUAUGAACUGGA